UCAUCCAAGAUGUCGCUGCUUAAAGUUAUUCUCAUAACCACCUUUUUGAGAUUACUUCUGGCUAAGCCUGAGACAAUCAUUAAACAAUUGACUACGAAACUAAAAAUUAAAACCCACAUCUACUUUGGCUUUACUGCAGAAUCUUUUGAAGAAAUAAAUUUAGAUAUUAAUCAACCAAAAUUGUUGAUUUUUAACAACAUAAGUGAAGAACUUAAAAAGUAUCACGACGAACCAGUGCUUGUUAUAAUGCAACUUGAAAAGGAUUUAGAUUUUAAUCUGGCAGCAGUGGAUGUGAUAAAAUCCUAUCUCACAGAUAGACAAUACAACAAUAUAAUGCUUAUAGGUAGAGAUUCUGAAAAGGUGAUCAGCUAUUGGGAAAUUGGUAAAGCUUACUGGGAUGCAGGCUUUCCCUAUGUGCUAAUUUAUGACUUGCAAGAACAACUUUGGUCAAUGAAGCCCUAUCCUUACUUGGAGAUAAUAUCUACAAACUUAGAAGAAUAUAUAAAGGACAGAAAUAAUCGGAAUCUAAUGGGUUAUCCAGUGCGUGUUUUAGUGACCAAUGAUCCACCUCAUUGCUUUGUAGAUAAAGAUGAACUACCUGGCUCCCCAAAUCGCUAUAAAGGAAGUAUAAUCACGAUAUUCAAAAUAUUUGCCGAUCAUCUGAAUGCCACCUUUCAAGCUGUACCCUUUCCAGGACUUCGACGCUAUAAUACGGCAGAAUGUUUGCAGAUGGUGAAAGAUAAUGAAACCGAUGCCUGUGGCAGUAUCUUUAUAAGGACCUAUAAAUAUGCCACCAGUCAGCCAGUUCGGCUGAAUCGUGUGGCUAUAAUGGCGCCAUUUGGCAACCCCAUCGAGAAGUUCUACUAUUUCUUCAGACCAUUUGACUUGUACGUUUGGAUCGGUACUGGGUCUAUAGUGGUCUAUAUAUGGGUAAUGGGUUCGUUGCUCCAUCGCUGGCAUUUCAAGGAAUGGGAUGUGGGCCAGUACCUCCUGCUGGCCAUGGAAACACUGCUGAACCGCGAACUAUCUUUGCCGCAGUCAUCGAGUGUCACCAAAUUGAUGUUACUUCUUCUGCUCUUUGCCUUUGGUUUUAUUUUAUCCAAUUUAUAUGUGGCACUGUUAUCCAUGAUGUUGACCACCAAACUAUACCAAAGACCCAUAGAAAACUUGGCUGACCUCAAGGCAGCCAAUGUCAGUAUACUGCUGCAAACUCACAAUCUUCGACCAAGUUCAGUUUAUGGAAGUUCCAAGGAGUUAAGGGAGAGAUUCCUUCUGGUAGAAGAGUCCCUGCAUCAGGAGAAAAGAGAUGGCUUGGAUCCAAGUUACGCCUAUGUGGACUCGGAGGAUAGAAUGGAUUUCUAUCUAUAUCAGCAGAAAUUCCUGCGAAGACGACGGAUGAAGAAGUUAUCAAAUCCAGUGGGUUACACCUGGGCCGUUCAGGUUAUCAAACAAAAUUGGGUUCUAGAAAAAUACUACAAUGACCAUAUCCAACGCCUGUUUGAGACUGGCUUGCAGAAUAAACUGGUGGAUGAUGUCCACGAGUUGGCCAUUAGAGCUGGCUUCCUGCACUUCUUUCCCACUCAAACACAAACUAUCGAGCCACUGCGACUCGAGGAUAUUGUGAUGGCUGCCAUGGUCUUGGGCGGCGGACACGCCCUCGCCGGAAUCUGUUUCCUGGGCGAGCUGCUCGCCUAA
Messenger RNA from Drosophila eugracilis, 1695 nucleotides. RefSeq lists its product as uncharacterized. The coding region runs from base 10 to 1695 and encodes 561 amino acids. The record is from RefSeq and is a predicted model, not a curated record. Lineage: Eukaryota; Metazoa; Arthropoda; Insecta; Diptera; Drosophilidae. The transcript has a single exon.